Molecule: messenger RNA, 3979 nt
Organism: Fimicolochytrium jonesii
Lineage: Eukaryota; Fungi; Chytridiomycota; Chytridiomycetes; Spizellomycetales; Powellomycetaceae
Product: WD40-repeat-containing domain protein
Exons: 4
Coding region: 1-3603 (1200 amino acids)
Biological process (GO): non-motile cilium assembly; intraciliary retrograde transport; protein localization to cilium
Cellular component (GO): non-motile cilium; intraciliary transport particle A
Molecular function (GO): protein binding
Source: RefSeq, a predicted model, not a curated record
AUGAAGUCCUUCCUCGUAUGGCAGGAUAAGGUGCAAGAUACAGACGGCAUUCGCCAACCCAUAUACGAUGUCGCCUUCCUCAACCACAGCAACCAGCUCGUCGCAACCGCCGGGACCGAGAUAUUAGUCUACGAUGCAGCAGAAGGCGAGCUACUCCGCUCGUUAAAGGCCCACAAAGACACCGUACUAUGCCUGACGGGCAUGGCAAAUGGGUUUGCGUCCGGUGGAGCGGAUAAGCAGGUUGUGAUAUGGAACAACAAGCUGGAGGGGAUCCUGAAGUAUUCGCAUAACGAUACUAUCCAAGCGAUUAGUGAAAGUCCGGUGGGAUCGCAGGUUGUUUCCUGUACGGCGACGGAUUUCGGGAUCUGGUCUGCCGACGUCAAGAGCGUUGCUAAACACAAGGUCCCAUCACGUAUUUGCACAGUAUCAUGGACGCCAGAUGGACAGACAUUUGCGCUCGGGUUAUUCAACGGUCACAUCAGUAUCCGCAGCAGAAGCGGCGAGGAGAGACUUCGCAUAGAGCGGGGAGAUAGCCCCGUCUGGUCCAUCGCAUGGAACCCAUCCCCGACCCGAGAAUAUGAUCUCCUGGCUGUGGCGGAUUGGAAUCAGAGACUAUCCUUCUUUCAACUGAGCGGUCGCCAAGUGGGAAAGGAUCGCCCACUUGGAUAUGACCCUUGCACCGUGUCAUACUUUGGAACCGGUGAAUAUGUCGCUUUGGGAGGAUCUGACCGGAAGGUCACACUCUGGACAACGGAGGGUGCUCGGUUGGGACAAGUGUGUGAGCUGGACAACUGGAUUUGGUCCUGCAAAGUCAAACCACGGCAGAACUAUGUGGCCGUGGGGACGCAUGACGGGAUCAUCGCGAUCUACCAGGUUACUUUCAACACGGUGCAUGGCCUAUACCAUGACCGAUAUGCGUAUCGGGAAAGCAUGACAGAUGUUGUCAUACAACACCUUUCAACGAACCAACGCGCGCGGAUCAAAUGCCGCGACUGGGUUAAAAAGAUUGCAGUGCAUAAAGAUCGGUUGGCGGUACAAUUGCCUGAGAAGAUCAUCAUCUACGAGUUGUUCCACGACGAUGCAUCCGAUAUGCACUACAGAAUCAAGCAGAAGAUUGCAAAGAAGGUCGAUUGCAAUCUGCUCGUAGUCACGGCACAGAAUAUCAUUUUCUGCAUGGAACGGAAACUGCAAAGCUACAACUUCCAAGGCGAGGCAGAACGGGAAUGGAUUCUGGGGUCUACCAUACGAUACAUCAAAGUGAUUGGGGGACGGCCGGGACGGGAAGGCUUGUUGGUCGGACUCAAGGACGGGCAAAUAUCCCAAAUCUUCAUCAACAACCCUUUCCCCGUCGAGGUACUGAAAAUGCAGUCGGCGGUCCGGUGCCUGGAUCUCAGUCUUCAGCGCAAAACGCUGGCAGUAGUUGAUGAGCACAACAUCUGCUUCGUGUACGACAUGAAAUCGAAACAGCUUCUGUAUCAAGAACCGAAUGCCAAUAGCGUCGCAUGCAACACCGAGCUCGAGGACAUCAUCUGCUACUCAGGCGGCGGGCUCCUCAACAUCAAAGCCAACAACUUCCCACCCCACCAACAAAAGAUGCAGGGUUUUGUCGUCGGGUUCAAAGGCUCUCACAUCUUCUGCUUACACGUCUACUCCAUGACGACGGUAGAUGUGCCGCAAUCCGCCUCCCUGGAGAGAUACCUCGAUAAGAAAGAUUUUGACGCUGCGUAUAAGGUCGCGUGCUUGGGCGUCACGGAAGCGGAUUGGAGACGACUGGCCUUGGACGCGCUUGAGGCGUCGAGAUUGGAUGUUGCGCUUAAGGCAUUCAUAAGGACGAGAGAUAUGCAGUUUAUUGAUCUGAUUAGAGGGAUGGAAAAGGUGAAAAGCGAAGGGAAAUGGGAUCCGGAGGCACUGCUGGCGGAUGUGUAUGCGUAUACGGGCAGGUUUCAGGAGGCGGCGAAGCUGUACAAGAAGACCGGCAACCCACAAAAAGCCAUCGACAUGUAUACUGAGCUCAACAUGUGGGACCAAGCCACCGCGUUUGCCCACGACACCCACACAAACAUGGAAAGCAUCCUCCAUCGCAAAGCGCAAACACAACAUGAUCGAAACGACCUCCUAGCCGCCGCGGAAACGUACGCACAAGUGGGCGAUUUCAUGAAAGCUAUCGACAUCCUUGGUCCAAAUGGAAGGCUGGACAAGUUGAUGGACGUGGCGAGGAAGCUGGACCAGGGGGAUACAAAAGGGCUUAGUCGCUGCGUAUAUUACUUCCGUAAGAAUAACCACCAUGCGUACGCGGCUGAAACCCUAGUGAAGAUGGGAGAUAUCGCGCACCUUCUGAAGCUGCAUAUCGAGCUGCAACACUGGGACGAGGCGUUUAAAUUAGCGGAAACGCAUCCGGAACUCUUGGAUCAGAUCUAUCUCCCCUACGCCAACUACCUGGCCACUAACGGCGACUUUUUGGAGGCGCAGGAGAACUUCAGGAAAGCGGGCAAGGUCGAAGAGGCGCUGAAAGUGCUGGGCGAGCUUACCGAGAACGCGGUGGUUGAGCACAGGUUCGAUGAUGCUGCUUAUUACUACUGGACGAUGAGUUCGGAGCAGCUGGAUAUUAUUCCCCGCACGACGCCACUGGACGAGCUUUCGUACACUGAGAAAUCAGCGCUUAAGGCCUUCCGGAAGUUUUACGCGUCAGCCGAGGUGUACUAUGCGUACUAUUACAUCUCCCGCUACAUUGACGAGCCAUUCACAUCCCACCUCCCGGAAACCUUGUUCAACAUGGCACGAUUCAUCCUCCACUACCUCAACCACAACGAAACGCCCAAAGGUGUAUCCAAAGUAUACACACUCUAUGCCCUGGCGCGCCUCUCGCAAGCUCUAGGCGCGUUCAAAGUCGCCCGAUAUGCAUUUGACAAACUGCAGACUAUGGUCAUACCCCCACAAUGGCAGGAAAUCAUCGACGUAGGCACGUUGACCAUCAGAGCCCAUCCGAAUCUGGAUAAGGAGAAUCUGCAACCGAUCUGCUACCAUUGCUCGACGCUGAAUCCGCUGGUGAAUCCCAAGGGCAACGUAUGCACAGCGUGCGGGGAACCGUUCGUCGUGUCUUUCUACUCCUUCGUAACACUCCCCGUCGUGCAGUUCGCCAUUGAACAAGGCGUCGGACACGACGAGGCGAUGCGGUUAGUUCUCACAGACCCCGUCUCCUUCGACCCCAAACAAGACACAACGGGAUCCAAAGACGACACGGGCAAACCCAAAGGCGGUUUAGUCGGCACUCACUCCGUCCGCCCAUCCUCUGCCCUGAACUCCAAUAAAGACGAUCCGUUCGCCCGCCAGCUCGCCGCACUCACCACCUCAGGUGUUACCGCUCUAAACUACACGCCGCUGCUCGUGGGGCGCAAGGCCCUCAUCGCGAUGGACAGACAGGCUGUACUGGUCCGUCAUUGGGACCGGGCGUGUAUACCUACUCAGUAUUACAAGACGAUGAUCACCGACGUGCCCAUUGUGUGCUGCACGUACUGCAAGCAAUUCUUUUUGGAAGAUGAGUGGGCUUAUCAGGUGCUCAAGGGUGGAGGGUGCCCGUUUUGUAGAGGGAAGGUGGAGCUGUAGGGUGAAGGAAGGGAGUGCUUGUGUGAACAUUGUGCCGCGACAGAGAAGAGAUGGGCGCAGGACAGCGUGGGGUGUCCCCGCGGAUGGAGAGAUUGUACAUACUGAAUAGAUUUUGGUUUCUUGGGAGUUCGGCGAUAUGUGAUUUACGUUGGCUAGUUUCCGUUAUUUUGAUGAUUGAAGAGAACUCAAUGGGAAGAGCUUGACUGACUUUCCCCGGCUCCCUGUUCCUCUUGUACUCUUGGCUUUUUUUUAUAGAAAUUCCGAGUUCGACGGUCCUUCCGUCAGUUUGCUCCAUCGCAUAUCAGAAUCGAGGGAAAAAUACAAGAUUGCUGUCUUUGAGGGAUUCCCUCAACUUGGCAUGGCUUUCGAUUACACA